GAUCUGCAGAGACAAACAGGAAGGUGUGUUUUUGUGGCAGCGGUCUCUUCUGAGUGUUCCUGCUGAGAACGCCUGCUGGUGUGUGAGCAGCGCCGGACACACCAGCUGAAGAUGGACUUCCAUCACAGGAUGGCUCUGGAUAUCUCCACCAAGAACCCUCAGGAGGAUUUUGAGCUGCUGCUGAGAGUCGGAGGAGGAACAUAUGGAGAAGUUUAUAAGGCUCGUAACAAGCAGAGUGGAGAGAUGGCAGCUAUUAAAGUCAUAAAGAUGGAGCCAGAGGACGAUUGUUCAAUCAUCCAGCAGGAAAUCGUCAUUGUGAAGAGCUGCAAGCAUCCCAACAUCGUGGCUUAUUUUGGCAGCUACAUACGAGCCAAUAAGCUGUGGAUCUGCAUGGAGUUCUGUGGAGGAGGAUCCCUCCAGGACAUCUACCACGUCACAGGUCCUCUGUCUGAACAUCAGAUUGCCUACAUCUGCAGAGAGAUGAUUCAGGGUCUGGACUACCUUCAUGCACAGAAGAAGAUCCACAGAGAUAUUAAGGGUGCCAACAUCCUCCUCAACGAUCAGGGCAAGGUGAAGUUGGCUGAUUUUGGGAUCUCGGCUCAGAUCACAGCCACUCUGGCUCGGAGGAUGUCUUUCAUCGGGACGCCAUAUUGGAUGGCGCCAGAGGUUGCUGCCGUCGAGAUUAAAGGUGGCUACAAUGAACUGUGUGACAUCUGGUCUGUGGGCAUCACAGCCAUAGAGCUUGCAGAGCUACAGCCUCCCAUGUUUGAUGUCCACCCGCUGCGAGUUCUGUUUCUCAUGUCUAAGAGCGGCUACCAGCCUCCCAAACUGAAGGACAAAUCCAAAUGGUCGUCUAACUUUUAUAACUUUGUGAAAGCCAUGUUGGUGAGGAACCCAAAGAAGAGACCCAGUGCCUCCAAGAUGCUCUCGCACACGUUCCUGACUCAGCCGUGUCUGAACCAGGAGCUGACCCUGGACCUGCUGGAGAAGUAUCACCAUCCCGAGAAGCUGAAGGCCUGCGCGGCGAUGGAGGAUGAAGAGAUGGAUGUCAUGCAUUCUGCGUCUUUAAAGAGGAUCCAGUCCAUAAACAAACACAACCGGGCCGAGAGGACCAACUCGGACACAAGCUUUGAACAGGUUUACGCUCGGAGGCCGACGUACCGCGGAUCACCAAACGUCACGUUAAGACCAUCGACAGGAUCAACAGACAGCAACAACAGCCCAUCAAGGGAUCCGGACACAGAUUCAGACGACUACGAUGACAUAGACAUCCCAACCAUGCAGCCCGACAGUUUCAUGACGACAGAGAAUGAAACUCCACCUCCACUUCCUCCAAAGCCUAAAGCUCGGACCAGCUCAGAGGAAAGCAUCGCCGGGGAUGACGAUCGAAGCAGGAAGCCCUCCGCUCUUUACACCCCCUCUCCUCUAACCAGGACAUCCAGCGUGACUCAUGUCCGAUCCACUCCCCAUCCCAGAGCCUCGCGACACUCAGACCCGCCAGCCUUACCAGUCCAGUUAGAUGACAGCCUGUCACACGUGAUUCCUCCUGAACUUCCUCCUAAAGACUUCAGAAGACGGAAACCUCUGUCAAAGGAGUUUCCAGAGUGUCCCAGUCCUGUCUUGAGAAAAGCCCCGGUUUUCUUUAAAAAGAUAUUUCAUGGCUGUCCUCUUAAAAUAAACUGCUCUACAACCUGGGAAAUCCCCGCCUCCAAAGAGCACCAUCUGAUCCUGGGAGCCGAGGAAGGGAUCUACACCCUGAACCUCCUCAGCUCCGAUGCCCCAAUGGAGCUGUUGUAUCCCGGGAAAUGUACGUGGGUCUACGCCAUUAAUAACGUCCUCAUGUCCAUAUCAGGGAAAUCUUCUCAGCUUCACUCUCAUUCGCUGAAGGAGUUAUAUGACCAGGCUCGGAGAGACCAGAGGAUGGUUCCCUUACCGACCCACAGGCUGCUGUCCAGAAAAGGCGCGAUAACAUGUAAAGUACCCGAUACCAAGGGCUGCAGGACCUGCACAGUUGGAGAGAAGCAGCAGCAGGGCUGCAGGUUCCUGUGCUGUGCUCUGGACUCCAGCGUGGUUCUGCUGCAGUGGUACGAGCCCAUGCACAAAUUCAUGCUCAUCAAGCAUUUCGACUUCCCUCUGCCCAACCCUCUGCGAGUGUUCGACAUGGUGGUGAUGCCGCAGCACGAGUAUCCCCUGGUGUGCAUCGGUGUGUCCCGAGGGUCCAGCCCCAGCGUGCCAGUCAACGUGGAAUACAUCAACCUGAACUCCAACUCAUCCUGGUUCUUCAAGGCCGAACAGGAGAACCCCUGUUUGGAUGUAGUUCAGGUAAACCAGGUGAACAUGAACGCGCUGCUCGUGCUCAUGGACAGGUCCGUGCAGAUGGUUGGUCUGAAUGGAGAGCAGAAGCUGAACAAACAUGAAGCCACCUUCUCCUAUGAUGUAGAAUCCGUAGUGUAUGCUGAGGACACGCUUUUGGUGGUUUGGCGUCACGGCUGGCAGAGGAGAGGAAAAGGUUUCACUGAAGUGCUGGAGGAAAAAACGGACAAGAAGAAGGUCUACAGGAUGGUGAAGUCAGACAGGACGAUUGUUUUGGAAACCCAUCAGACCACGGAUCAGACGGGUCUGUCCAACCUGUAUCUCCUAGAAAAAGCAGAGACCUAUGUCCAGCUGCCCUGACUCUCCUGCACAUCCACAGAAAACCUCUCGGCAUCGACGUUUGUCCUUUUCAGCCGGUGGAUGAAGUGAUGGCGGGCGUUGUGGCUCCUGUCCCUCCGUCAGAGGGAGCUCGCUCUUAUUUAUGCUCUUUAAACUUUGGGUGAAAAAGACCUGCUAAUGAAACCAAGAGCAGCGUCCCAGCGAUACGGUCACUGCAGCAGCAGCUGUGGCUUCAGGAAGAAACCACGCUGAAGCGCCGCGGCUGCUCAAGUUGAGCUGUGUGACGGGAGUUUGUUGCACCCACCGCUGCUGUCGCUACACUCUAAUAAAGUUCAUUUACACAAGA
Nothobranchius furzeri (turquoise killifish) is the source of this 2998-nucleotide messenger RNA. Its product is annotated as mitogen-activated protein kinase kinase kinase kinase 5. Gene Ontology annotation, biological process: intracellular signal transduction; protein phosphorylation. The record is from RefSeq and is a predicted model, not a curated record. Gene Ontology annotation, cellular component: cytoplasm. Gene Ontology annotation, molecular function: ATP binding; MAP kinase kinase kinase kinase activity. NCBI's taxonomy places the organism in Eukaryota, Metazoa, Chordata, Actinopteri, Cyprinodontiformes, Nothobranchiidae.